Molecule: messenger RNA, 1459 nt
Organism: Helicoverpa armigera (cotton bollworm)
Lineage: Eukaryota; Metazoa; Arthropoda; Insecta; Lepidoptera; Noctuidae
Gene: wcd
Product: wicked
Exons: 2
Coding region: 121-1440 (439 amino acids)
Biological process (GO): rRNA processing
Cellular component (GO): Pwp2p-containing subcomplex of 90S preribosome; small-subunit processome
Molecular function (GO): protein binding
Source: RefSeq, a predicted model, not a curated record
UCGCGAAACUGGAAACACUGAAAAUUAACUUCAAACUUCUACGAUUGAUAGGUCCCAAGCAAGUGAUCGUCGUGCGAAUAACCUAAAAUACUAAAUUAACAUUAUAUUUGUAAACUAAAAAUGAAGCGAAAAUCUUCUUCAGUGCAUGAUGAGGAAGCCAAAGUGUCCCAGUUGCUGUUUAACAAAACAAAGAAAUUUGUUGAAAAUUUAAAUCCAAAAUCUAAUGAAGAACCAAGUGUCGAUCUAAAACCAGCAUGGGUUGAUGAAGACGAUGACAAUUUUAGAGCCAAUAUUAUACCAAAUGUCAACAGCACAAACCUGUAUACAGAAAAACUUAAACAAAAAUAUGAAACUUUGAUGGGAACCCCAAGUUGGGCUAAACUGAACAAAAAGACAAAAAAAGACCAAGAAGAAGAUGAAAUAUUAAGGACAGUUGGACAUUUACACAGUAAGAAAUCACAUCAUCUCCCAAAAGAUUUUCUAGAAAUAAAGAAGUUUCCACAAAUUAAUCCUCCAUCAGACAGUAAAAAGUCAACAAUAAUAUCAUGUGUUGAAUUCCAUCCUAAGAUAAGUGCUGCACUUGUGGCUGGGCACUCUGGUGAAGUAUCAUUGUACUCUGUGGGAGGUGAUGUAAACAACAAACUACACAGCUUCAAGCUAAACAAAUGGCGCGUCACAGCAGCUCAAUUUACUCCUGAUGGGUCGGAAGCAUUCAUAGCAUCUAAAAUGAGCCAUGCUUACUGUGUAUACAAUCUUGUAAAAGCUGAAUCAAAAAUGGUUCAACUUCCACGAGCAGUGAAAAAUGCUGUUUUUUUUAAAAUGUCAGGUGAUGGCAAAUACAUAGCCACUUGUGAUGGUUAUGAAACUGUGUACCUAAUGUGUCCUGCAUCCAAAGAAUUGCUGAAGUCUUUGAAACAUAAUACUAGUGUUGCGUCUCUAGCAUUUAGCCAUGACUGUACUCAGUUAUAUUGUUACGGUGUUGAAGGAGAAAUCACUAUUUGGGAUUUAUCAACAUACAGACCAUUGAAAAAAUUUUAUGACCAAGGAUGUGUUACAGCCUCUUGUAUGAAGAUAAGCCCAUGUGGGAAAUUAUUGGUCACAGGUAGUGGUGAAGGAAUUGUCAACAUAUACCAAACUGAAAACAUAACUACUUCUGAUCCAACACCUCUGAAGGUGAUUUCAAACCUUACAACUAAAAUAACAAAUCUUAAUUUUAAUGCAACAACAGAAAUACUUUCAGCAUCAUCAGGCUUUUAUCCGAAUGCAGUAAAACUUGUGCACAUUCCCUCCUACCAUGUGUUUGCCAAUUUCCCGAGUCCUACAUUAAACCUCCAUCAAGUAGAUACAGUUAGUUUUUCACCUAACAGUGGGUACAUGGCUCUAGGAAAUAACAAGGGAUGUGCUUAUUUGUAUAGACUUAAGUAUUACAAAAAUUAUUAAUAAAAAUAAUGACAACUGA